This is a messenger RNA of Cydia amplana, 1686 nucleotides long. It is a transcript of the gene Shmt, whose product is annotated as serine hydroxymethyltransferase. The record is from RefSeq and is a predicted model, not a curated record. Gene Ontology annotation, cellular component: cytoplasm; nucleus; cytosol. The transcript has 9 exons. Lineage: Eukaryota; Metazoa; Arthropoda; Insecta; Lepidoptera; Tortricidae. Gene Ontology annotation, molecular function: mRNA regulatory element binding translation repressor activity; cobalt ion binding; mRNA 5'-UTR binding. The coding region runs from base 132 to 1685 and encodes 517 amino acids. Gene Ontology annotation, biological process: folic acid metabolic process; tetrahydrofolate interconversion; protein homotetramerization.
CAAGUCAAUGUUACGUGACGAUAAAGUUCAUAAUGGGUUAUCGCUGGUGAUAAAAUAAUACUUGCGUUUAUGUAAAAGGAAAACGAACUGUGUUCAAUUAUUCUAGUCAAUACAAUUGAUAUUUCAUCAUCAUGAACAACAAGCUGUUACAAAUCUGUUUUUACGACGCUGCUAAGAAAUUUCAGAGGUUUUCACUACAAAGCUUGAAGAGCUCAUCAUUGACAGUACAGGCCAAAACCGGCCUUCAAAAAACUUUUCCAGCCAGAAGUUAUAGUACAGCAGCAGCCAUGGACAAGAAAUUGAUGAACGGGAACUUGUGGGAUACGGAUCCGGAGCUGUUCGACAUCAUUGUGAAGGAGAAGAAGCGACAAGAGGCGGGGCUGGAGAUGAUUGCUUCAGAGAAUUUCACCUCUGUUCCGGUGCUCCAGUGUUUGAGCUCAUGUCUCCACAACAAGUAUUCUGAGGGCAUGCCAAACCAAAGAUAUUAUGGAGGCAAUGAAUAUAUUGAUGAAAUUGAAAUUUUAGCUCAACAGCGCUCUCUACAGACUUACAGGCUCAAAGCGGAAGAAUGGGGAGUGAAUGUGCAGCCCUACUCAGGCUCCCCAGCCAACUUUGCGGUGUACACGGGUGUGGUGGAGCCCCACGGCCGCAUCAUGGGACUGGACCUGCCUGAUGGUGGACAUCUCACCCAUGGCUUCUUCACCCCUACUAAGAAGAUUUCAGCUACCUCAAUCUUCUUUGAAAGCAUGCCAUACAAAGUGGACCCCAAGACCGGUCUGAUAGACUACGACAAGCUAGCAGAGACCGCUCGGCUGUUCAAGCCCCGCCUCAUCAUCGCCGGCAUCUCGUGCUACUCGCGCUGCCUCGACUACAAGCGCUUCCGGCAGAUCGCUGAUGAGAACGGCGCUUACCUCAUGGCCGAUAUGGCUCAUAUCUCAGGAUUGGUUGCAGCAGGUGUGAUCCCCAGCCCGUUCGAGUACUGCGACAUAGUAACCACGACCACCCACAAGACCCUCCGCGGGCCGCGCGCCGGCGUGAUAUUCUUCCGCAAAGGAGUGCGCUCGGUGAAAGCCAACGGAGACAAAGUGAUGUAUGACUUCGAGUCCAAGAUCAACCAGGCUGUGUUCCCGGGUCUGCAGGGUGGACCCCAUAACCACGCCAUCGCGGCCAUCGCCACGGCCAUGAAGCAAGCUCAAGCUCCUGAGUUUGUGGAGUACCAAAAGCAGGUGAUCAAGAACGCGCAGCGCCUGUGCGCCGGGCUGGUGGCGCUCGGCUACGACAUCGCGACCGGCGGCACCGACGUGCACCUCGCGCUGGUGGACGUGCGCGGCGCCGGCCUGAGCGGCGCGCGCGCCGAGCGCGUGCUGGAGCUGUGCGGCGUGGCCUGCAACAAGAACACCGUGCCCGGCGACAGGAGCGCGCUCAACCCCAGCGGCAUCCGGCUCGGUACCCCCGCCCUAACAACCAGAGGCUUCAAAGAGGAACACAUGGACCGAGUGGUAGACUACAUUGACAAGGCCCUCAAGCUAGGACAAGAGGUCACGAAAAUCUCCGGCCCCAAGCUGGCCGACUUCAACAAGGUCAUUGAGGAAAACAAUGACGUCAAAUCCAAAGUUCAUAAGCUUAAAGAGGAGAUUGAGAACUUUAGUAGAUCUUUCCCCUUGCCGGGUCUUGAGAGGUACUAAU